AUGGCUGUCAGAGAUCCAGCAGACGACUGUUUAAGCGGAGGAGCUGCUGGGUUAUUGAGUGCACUUAACGAAAUCCAAACUGAAACUCUGGCAAGGCGCCCUGAGCGUCCACAACCUCUUUUAGACGGCACAGUACAACGGCCUCACCCACUUUGCCGACAGCUGACGGGGACUGAUGGACGAUACUUGUUAGUUGCUAAUCCCGGUUUGUGUUUUUGGCAGCGUUACAAGGGUCGCCGUCUACUAUCGGAUCGGAAAGGCGCCAAGGACAUCGCAGCUUUUACUAGGAGAGUUGGUAUAGAGCAAAGACCUGCGCUGGAUAUAAUUAGUUAUGAUAGAGAAAGAGUUGGAAGUUGUAGUGUUGCCAGCACUUUAGUAAAGAAGCCCGAAAAUUAUGUAAAAAAAUUCAUUGUAUGGGGCCAGGUACCAAACCGUGAAAAACAAUUGUUAGGUGUUAUGUUGAUGAUCGAGACGACUGAGGGUUAUGACAGCCUAUUAUCGGUGGUUAUAUGCAGUUUGCAAAGUAGCUUAAACUAUCACAGUGCACUGCUUAAAAAGCGCUUACUAAUGAAAGCCAAGCCCUGCCAGAGUUCUAUUUCGGAUUUCAACAGGGAAACCUCUUCCUCGUGGUGUUUUCGGGCUGAAGACUGUUCUUUUUUGCACCCGGAAGGGGAGAUGGCUCUGUUUUUAUUGCUUUCAAUUAUUAUAGGGAUAGCCUUUUCCUUAGCGUUUUUGUUUAAGAGGAGAGAAAAAGUUGUUUUAAAAAAAGGUCAUACUUAUUAUUUCCCUUUAAUUGAAAAGGAAUUACUCAAUCACGAUACCAGAAGAUUUAGGUUUGCCUUACCUUCGUCAGAUCAUGUACUUGGUUUGCCCGUUGGGCAACACAUCAUUUUGUCUGCUGAAGUUAACGGUAAAGUUGUGCAGCGCCCUUACACCCCUAUUUCUACUGAUAUUGAAAAGGGCUACUUUGAAUUAGUAAUAAAAAUUUAUUAUCCGAACACUCAUCCUGAGUAUCCGGAAGGCGGUAAAUUGACUCACUAUCUUGAUAAUAUGCGCAUUGGAGAUAUAAUUGCCGUCAGUGGGCCCUUCGGUAAAAUAACGUAUGUACGCAGGAAUAGAUUUCAUUUGAAAAGGGGCGUCUACGCUGGCAAUUAUAGAAGAGUCAACGAUGAGGUUAUUGUAACGAAGAAAGUCGGCAUGAUCGCUGGCGGUUCUGGAAUAACGCCUAUGUUUCAACUUAUUAAACACGUUCUAAGUGAUCCUUCCGACGAUACCGAACUUUGGCUAUUAUUUGCUAACCAGUCAAAGUUGGACGUCGUUUUUAUGAAGGAGCUGAACUUGUUUUCAGCGAAAUAUACACGUUUUCAUGUGUGGUACACCGUGGACACUGUUGAAGAUUCCACGGUUUGGGAGUACGACGUGGGUCUGGUGACCCCCGAGGUUUGUCAAGCUCAUCUCCCUCCUCCAGAAGAUUCUGUGAUACUUCUAUGCGGUCCUCCCGUGAUGAUCGACUCCGCUUGCUUGCCUUAUCUCAAGCAACUCGGCUACGACUCCAGCAGAAUUUUUACCUUUUAA
Zophobas morio is the source of this 1575-nucleotide messenger RNA. Its product is annotated as NADH-cytochrome b5 reductase 2-like. Bases 1 to 1575 code for a protein of 524 amino acids. Lineage: Eukaryota; Metazoa; Arthropoda; Insecta; Coleoptera; Tenebrionidae. The transcript is spliced from 9 exons. Gene Ontology annotation, molecular function: oxidoreductase activity. The record is from RefSeq and is a predicted model, not a curated record.